Molecule: messenger RNA, 678 nt
Organism: Neltuma alba
Lineage: Eukaryota; Viridiplantae; Streptophyta; Magnoliopsida; Fabales; Fabaceae
Product: nonsense-mediated mRNA decay protein 2-like
Exons: 4
Coding region: 1-678 (225 amino acids)
Source: RefSeq, a predicted model, not a curated record
AUGGUUGAGGAAGUGGAAGAUGAGGAUGACCGUGAUGGUCGUAGAGGUGAUGAUGACAACGAUGAGGACGAGGAUGAGGAGGAAGAUGACCAUGAUGACAGGAAAGAAAGUCAUGAUUAUGUGGUUGAUGAGGAGAAAGAUGACCAUGAUGACAUGGAAGUAAGUCAUGGUUAUGUGGUUGAAAAGGCGGAAGAUGAUGAUAAGGAGGUUGAGGAUUCAGAUGAUAAGGGUGAGGAAGACACACAUGUAAAAAUUGCAACCCCUACCAAUCUUCCUUUGCUGUUGGAUCGAGAACGGGAGAGCAGUGACAGUGGGGAGGAAGCAAGACCUAGAAAAUCCACUGAACUGAGGAGGUCAACAAGGGCAAAGAGUUCAACAAUUAAAUCUUUGUGGAUGGAGUUCCAGGCAGCUUCAAGGAUGAAGAAGCCAAAGGAGGAAAGGGACAUUUUUUUCACUUUAAUAUCCUAUAGACCCAAGAAUGAGGAGGAGGGAAAGAUUGUCAUUAAAAUGUUUGAUGAAGAUAUAGACCGACAACAGCUAUUUUUCCUGAGUGGAGUGAAUAGAGUAAAUAACAGGGUGUUUAAUUUGGUGUGCAAGGCAGUGAUGGAGGACAUGAAGACAAAGUUGUGGCCAGGGAAGAGGCACAUCUUCAAUGUGGAUUUCAUGAUAAGAAUAUGA